AUGGGUUUCAGUUUCAGAGCAUACCGUUGGGUUCAAAGCAUGGUGUUUGCUAUUGAAGAGAUUAAUGAAAAUCCAGCUCUCCUACCAAACCUUACUCUGGGAUUUAGAAUUUAUGAUACCUGCCUGACAGUGGCACGGACACUUCAUGGUACUCUGUGGAUGCUGACAGGUAACGACGUACCUGUCCCAAACUACCAUUGUCAUGGGCACACUCCAUCACCAUCAGCAGCAGCAGCCAUCAUUGGUGAUUCUUCUUCUUCCUGUGCAGUUCCCAUGGCUCAGGUGCUUGAGCUGUACCUACAUCCUCAGAUCAGUUAUUUUGCAACAACUCCACUCCUGAAUGACCGACAGCAGUAUCAAUCAUUUUACCGAACCAUCCCAAGUGAUGAGUUUCAAGCCCAAGGUCUUACCCAGUUGGUGACUUAUUUUGGCUGGACAUGGGUGGGAUUGCUAGCAGAAGAUGAUGAGUAUGGAAAAGAGGGGAUCCGAAUCCUUAAAGAAGAGCUUAUCAAGGCUGGGAGCUGUAUUGCUUUUGAUGAAACUAUUCCCUUACUGUACUCUGAAAAGAAAACCAAACUAAUUGUUGACAUGAUUGAAAAAUCAUCUGCAAGUGCCAUUGUGAUGUUCUGCUUUGAUUCCUAUAUGAUACCAGUAAUUGAGGAAAUUUCUAGAAAAAACAUAACUGGAAAACUUUGGAUUGCCAGUGAGUCUUGGUCAAGUUCCUCCAGCCUUUCCCAUCCAAAGUACAUACAGCUUCUAAAAGGCACAAUAGGGUUUGCAAUCCGAAGAUGUCAAAUUUCUGGACUUGAGAAGUUUCUGCUAAGAACUAGCCCAACAAGGUACCCAGAGGACAUCUUUGUUAGAACAUUCUGGAAAGAAGCUUUUGGUUGUGUAUGGCACCUUUCUGACAACAACCAAACAGUUGAAACACCAGAUGCAACAGCUAAGCUCUGCACCGGGACAGAGACCUUGGAAACACUUAAAAAUCCUUACACAGACGUAUCUGAUCUGCGAGUCACCUGUAAUGUGUACAAUGCAGUGUAUGCUGCCGCACAUGCUCUAUAUGACCUGAGUGUGUGUAUUCCUGGACAAGGGCCAUUUUAUAAUGGGACAUGUGCAAACAUUCAUGAUUAUAAGCCAUGGCAGCUUCUCUAUUACAUCAAGCAUUUAUGUUUUGUCAACAGCGACGGUGAGGAGAUAUACUUUGAUGAAAAUGGUAACAGCCAGGCUUUGUAUGAUAUCUUGAACUGGCAGGUAUCUCCUGGCAGUGCAUUUAGGUUUGUCCAAGUGGGAAGAUUUAAUAGAAGUGCACCCCAAGGCCAAGAACUAAUCAUUAAUAUCAGCUCUAUUGUGUGGGCUGCAGGACACACACAGGUUCCUCACUCUUUCUGCACUGAAAGCUGUCACACUGGCUACAGAAAGGCCUCUCGGAGUGGACAACCUUUGUGCUGUUUUGACUGUUUUCCAUGUUCCCAAGGAGAGAUUACAAACCACACUGAUUCUGUUAACUGCAUCAGAUGUCCAGAUGACAAAUGGCCAAAUGUGAGACAGAAUCGAUGCCUCCCAAGAAUCACAGAGUUUCUGUCAUAUGAGGAGCCCUUGGGCACUGCAUUAGCUAUCAUAUCUGUCAUCAGCUUCUCAUUUCCUGUCAUGGUGCUUGGUGUUUUUGUCAAAUAUCGGGAAACUCCAGUUGUUAAAGCCAACAACAGGGAGCUUAGCUACAAGAUUCUCUUUGCUCUCAUGCUGUGUUCUCUUUGCUCAUUGAUUUUCAUUGGUCAGCCAACAUCAGUGACAUGCAUAUUGAGACAGCCUACCUUUGGUGUAGUGUUCUCCUUUUCAAUUUCCUGUGUUCUUGCAAAGACUGUUACAGUAGUCAUUGCUUUUUAUGCCACAAAACCAAAUAGCAGCUUAAGGCGGUGGAUGGGCCCAAAGCUACCUGCAGCAAUAUAUUUUGCCUGCAGCUGUAUGCAACUUGUAAUAUGCAUCAUCUGGCUGGUGACAUCACCUCCAUUUGUAGAACAUAAUAUUAAAAUUCAGGCUGGUAAGAUAAUACUUCAGUGUAACGAAGGCUCUCCCUAUGCAUUCUGGGGUAUGCUGGGUUACAAUGGACUUCUGGCAGCUAUGAGCUUUACUGUAGCUUUCCUAAGCAGAAAACUGCCUGAUAGUUUUAAUGAAGCUAAAUUUAUCACCUUCAGCAUGAUUGUUUUCCUCAGUGUGUGGCUGUCUUUCAUCCCAGCUUACCUCAGUACUUCAGGAAAAUACAUGGUUGGUGUUGAGGUAUUUGCUAUCCUUUCCUCGAGUGCAGGACUGCUUGUUUGUAUGUUUUUUCCAAAGUGCUAUGUUAUCCUAUUGAGACCUGAAAUGAAUUCUAAAGAUUUUCUAAUGGGAAAGAAAAUGUUCACACAUUAA
Protopterus annectens (West African lungfish) is the source of this 2409-nucleotide messenger RNA. Its product is annotated as extracellular calcium-sensing receptor-like. Gene Ontology annotation, biological process: G protein-coupled receptor signaling pathway. The transcript has 6 exons. Bases 1 to 2409 code for a protein of 802 amino acids. NCBI's taxonomy places the organism in Eukaryota, Metazoa, Chordata, Ceratodontiformes, Protopteridae. Gene Ontology annotation, cellular component: membrane. Gene Ontology annotation, molecular function: G protein-coupled receptor activity. The record is from RefSeq and is a predicted model, not a curated record.